Cephus cinctus (wheat stem sawfly) is the source of this 1106-nucleotide messenger RNA. RefSeq names its product transmembrane protein 138. The transcript has 4 exons. Bases 558 to 1046 code for a protein of 162 amino acids. Gene Ontology annotation, cellular component: cilium. The record is from RefSeq and is a predicted model, not a curated record. NCBI's taxonomy places the organism in Eukaryota, Metazoa, Arthropoda, Insecta, Hymenoptera, Cephidae.
UGAUCAUCGCCUCCGUCGAUAAUGCGCAUCUCAUCGUAGCCGAGUUGAACGUGAUCACGAAUGUGUACAGCUUGGAGACAACUAUAUGGGGUUCUCCGCCACUCACCGCUGGUUCCCAAAGCAACAUUUCGAACGAGGACGCUCAACAGAUAUUGCCUAAAUAUAUUUUUUCUUUGCAAUCUUAAGUUCGAGCGCACAGUGUAGGUAAUGAGAACAGACCUAAUGUAUCUGAGCAAGAUACCAUGAGGUACAAUAUUGUUUGCAACACUCGCAGUGGGUUAUAAACACACCCUUUGUUUCAAAUGAGCACGCAUUGUCACGAACAAGCCAAGGAAGAAAAUAAAAUUCUUCCGCUGAUGUUCCGAAGUUUUUUAGACAGUUUAGUCACAGAGUACACGAAGUCUGCCCUCUUUACCAAUAUCUCCUAGAUGAACUGAAUCAAUUGUUGGAACGUAGCCCUUGUUGCCGUGGAAACGUCUUCUAAAAUGACAAAACAAAUCGUUACUUUUACUGAGAAACUAUCAAAUUCCGUCUAUGACGAUUUGUAAUAGUAGUAAAUGACUAUUCUAACUACUAAACGUUACUGUGUAAUAGUUAUUUUACAAUCAAUACUACUGAUCUUUGAUAUAUCUGUUAAUUCGUUCGUUAGUUUCGCACGACGAUAUCCUCUGGAUCUACUCAUUCUUUACGUAGUUCAAGACUUCUGUCAUAUCAUUGCUCUUGCCAUAUUAUUGCUAAGCUUCUUCUCCACAUAUGUGUUUCAGGUUGGACUGUUGGAAUUGCUGUACACGAGAUUUCGUCUUACUUUAAUCUUAUCUGUGUUUUAUAUUAUACUUAGCAUUGGAUUACAUGUGUGGCAUGUAACUAUUGUUUGGCAUGAUCCAUUUGCUUAUUAUUGGAGCAAAGGUUUUCAUGCCCUCAGCGCUAUACAUAAAAUAGUUGCAGUUCUAUAUUACUACUUUUACAAGAGAGCUGCACUGAAAAUCGGAGACCCACGAUUCCACGAAGGUAGCAUCUGGAUGCAAAAGCAACUGAGUUUUUCAUAAAAGAAUUUUAAUGUUUCUUUUUGUACAAAAUAUAAUUUAAUACAUAUUUCCUUACAAUGA